AUGGUUGAUCUGAAAGCAGGUCCACAUCCAAUUCUGAGUCUUCAAUGGUCAACUGACAAUUGUUUCCUUCUAACUUCAGUAAAUGAUAACAAUUAUCAAGAGUUGAUAAUUUGGGAUCUUCCAAAUUUUAGAUAUCUAACUGGAAUAUCUUCAUCAUCUGAAAAUCUUAAAUGGCAUGAGGCAACUUGUUCCGGAGGUGAAGAUGUAAGAGGUAUUUGGGAUAAUCACAAUAUCAACGAAGUGAUCAAUGUUUGUUGUCAUUGUUCACCCAAUGGAAAGUAUCUGGUCACUGGCGAUGAAGAUGGUCACAUUCGUCUAUUUUCAUAUCCAUGUUCUGAUCCAAUGGCUGCUUUUUACAUGAGAAAACAAGGAUCAACUGGAGUGGUGGAAGCUCGUUUUCUUUCAGAUAAUUCAUCUCUGGUAACAGCUAAUUUUGAUGGAACACUUUUCCUUUGGAACCUUUAUGAUGUCCUUUGAAUUUAAU
Molecule: messenger RNA, 484 nt
Organism: Panonychus citri (citrus red mite)
Lineage: Eukaryota; Metazoa; Arthropoda; Arachnida; Trombidiformes; Tetranychidae
Product: echinoderm microtubule-associated protein-like 2
Exons: 4
Coding region: 1-477 (158 amino acids)
Molecular function (GO): protein binding
Source: RefSeq, a predicted model, not a curated record